Molecule: messenger RNA, 1827 nt
Organism: Hyaloscypha bicolor E
Lineage: Eukaryota; Fungi; Ascomycota; Leotiomycetes; Helotiales; Hyaloscyphaceae
Product: Clavaminate synthase-like protein
Exons: 1
Coding region: 193-1671 (492 amino acids)
Molecular function (GO): 2-oxoglutarate-dependent dioxygenase activity
Source: RefSeq, a predicted model, not a curated record
AACCAAUCUAUGAACAUCGCCUACCGCUGAUGGUGCAUUUGACUGAGGUGAAAGACCUGGAGAUGCAGCGACAUGAUGAUGACUACGAGCGAUGAUUAAACCUGACCUUCCAAGGCGCAGAAUUGCCAUCAGCUAACCAUAAGAAUUCGCCGUGUCAAAUCUUCCUCCUCGAAAGCGCACACAGCUCUCAAGAUGGAGCGCUUCAACCCUUCUUCGCCACAAGGAAAACUGGUCGAUACUUGCCUUCGAGCAUUUUGCGAUUCGGAUAAGCUCGCUGGGCUACUGCAAGACGAGUCAGAAAUGAAGACCGUGCUCCGUGCCUGUGGUUCUCCAAUCAUCAAACUUUUGCUUCAUCUCAGCAACGCCAUUAAGAAUCGCGAGGGCGAUUUUGAUCUUGUCAUACAAAGACUAGAUGAUCUCAUCGCUCUAGCGACGGAAAAGUUCUACGCUUUCCCGUUCAAAGAUGUUCCUCCUUGCUGGCGAGAUCUCUUUCGAGAGGCCAGUUUCCUGAAGUUCUCGGCGCUAGCUGUCAAAAAGAGUUGGAUGCAACAAAACGGCAACUUGGAUCUUCAGCCUCUGAGUGGCGAACAAAUGGAUGAGAUGGUAAACACCAUCGAUAUGGCUCUCAUCAUGGCGGGCCCGCCAGCAUCAAGUGAUAGCCAGGAGCAGGUCAAAUCAGUAUUUGACCAUCUGCAGGAGAUUCACAUAGAGUCGAUUCAGUCCCCAGAGGAUUACCCCCUAAGGAAACGACGAAAGCUUGAUGAAGAGAACAAGUUAUGGCAAGAUGGAUUCCCAAAAUCCGAGGCUUUCGAACCACCUGUCUCAAAUCCAAUUUCGAAGUGGAAUGAGCCAUCAUUUGGCGAUUUCGAGAAGCACAUGCUGCACCCGAAUAACACCAAUAUUGGACCAGAACCAGUCAUCAUCAAAGGAGCUCUAAAUCACUGGCCGGCUCGCAACGGCCGCCCAUGGAAGAGCCCAUCGUAUCUUCUCUCGAAAACCAUCGGCGGACGAAGAUUGGUCCCCAUCGAACUUGGCAGGAGCUAUGUAGACGAAGGGUGGGGCCAAAAGAUCAUCACUUUCAAGGAGUUCAUGGGCCAUUAUAUCUUGGAUCCGGAAUCAUCAGCUCUUGCUACGGGAUACCUUGCACAGCAUGAUCUAUUUGCCCAGAUUCCGUCUUUACGAGAAGAUAUUGCGAUUCCAGAUUACUGUUUCACUUCUCCCCCGCCGCCUCACUAUUCAUCACCUUUGGCCGAGAAGUAUUCUAGGUUGGCUCAACUCGAUGAGCCAUUACUAAAUGCCUGGUUUGGACCAGCGGGUACGAUCAGUCCGCUCCAUACGGACCCGUAUCACAACAUCCUGUCUCAAGUUGUGGGGAGGAAGUACGUCAGGUUAUAUGCACCCAAGGAGAGCGAGAAGCUGUACGCCAGAGGAGUCGAGGAUGGAGGCGUGGAUAUGGGCAAUACGAGUGCAUUGGAUAUUGGAGUUUUGGCGGGAUGGGAUGGCAGCGAGGAAGAGAAGAGGGAAGCACAAGAAAGGUUUCCGCUCUUUCGAGAAGCGGAGUUUGUGGAUUGCAUACUGGAAGAAGGAGAGUGUCUGUACAUACCCGUGGGCUGGUGGCACUAUGUUAGGAGCUUGAGCGUUAGUUUCAGUGUGAGCUUCUGGUUUAACUGAAAAUCAUAUCAGCAACCACUUGGCCCACUUUUCACCAGAGCGUUGGAAGACGUCGAGGCUAGGGAAUUCAUCCCCUUUCCGCUCCCAUGCUCUUUAGAACGAUCUGGAAGACGGGAAGCACAAAGUCUGUGGACUUGUUUGGCUGUGAAACAUGCC